Aureobasidium pullulans EXF-150 is the source of this 1794-nucleotide messenger RNA. RefSeq names its product alpha-glucosidase. The transcript is spliced from 2 exons. Bases 1 to 1794 code for a protein of 597 amino acids. Gene Ontology annotation, molecular function: alpha-amylase activity. The record is from RefSeq and is a predicted model, not a curated record. NCBI's taxonomy places the organism in Eukaryota, Fungi, Ascomycota, Dothideomycetes, Dothideales, Saccotheciaceae. Gene Ontology annotation, biological process: oligosaccharide catabolic process.
AUGGGAUUCACAAGUGCUCAAGCGAACGGUGAAGUCCGCUCGACAAGUCAACACCCUUGGUGGAAGGAAGCCUCUGUCUACCAGAUCUAUCCAGCAUCCUUCAACGAUAGCAAUGACGACGGAAUUGGUGAUAUCCCAGGAAUUACCCAGAAGCUCGACUACAUCCAGUCGUUGGGUGUUGACGUGGUCUGGGUUUGUCCGAUGUACGACAGCCCUCAAAUUGACAUGGGAUAUGAUAUCUCAGACUACGAGGCUGUCUAUCCCCCAUACGGUACCGUUCAAGACAUGGAGACCCUGAUCAACGAAGUUCACGGUCGCGAAAUGAAAAUCAUCCUUGAUCUGGUCGUCAAUCACACUUCAGAUCAACACGCCUGGUUCAAAGAAUCACGCUCUUCGAAGACGAACCCAAAGCGUGACUGGUAUAUUUGGAAGCCUGCCAAAUACGACAACGACGGUACACGAAAGCCUCCAAACAACUGGCGAAGCAACUUCGGUGGAUCUGUCUGGGAAUGGGACGAAUUGACCCAAGAAUACUAUCUGCACCUCUUCUGUCCAGAACAGCCAGACAUCAAUUGGGAGAAUGAAGAAGCACGCAAGGCCAUCUACCAAAGUGCGAUGAGAUUUUGGCUCGACAAAGGUGUCGAUGGCUUUAGAAUUGAUACAGUCAACAUGUACAGCAAGCCUGUAGGCCUUCCCGAUGCUCCGAUCAAGGACUCCGCCGCAGAAUGGCAAGAAGCCGGAUUGGUCUAUUGCAACGGACCACGCAUGGACGAGUAUCUCGGCGAAAUGAACGCUAUCCUAUCGCAAUACAAUGCAAUGAGUGUAGGCGAGUGUCCAUUCACUCCCGAUCCUGCAAGAGUACUUGGAUAUGUCAGCGAAAAGGAAGCUAGGCUCAACAUGGUCUUCCAAUUCGAUUCCGUGGACGUCGGCAUGGGAAGUGUCUUCAAGUACAUGACCAAGCCAUUCAACUACACUCUGGCCGAUGUCAAAUCUGCGAUCUGCCGCACACAAGGCCUGAUCGACGGCACAGACGCUUGGACGACAAGCUUUAUAGAAAAUCAUGACCAAGCACGCAGUAUCUCCCGCUUCGGUAACGACUCACCUCAGUGGCGCUCACGCUCUGGUAAAAUGCUGGCCAUGCUUUUUGCAUCUCUAUCUGGCACACUUUUCGUAUACCAAGGACAAGAGAUUGGCAUGAUCAAUAUACCCAAAGAGUGGCCGAUCGAGGAGUACAAGGAUGUCGACACCAUGAAUUACUUUGCAGAAGUCGUUCGGAGAAACCCGGACGAUACUAAGGCACACGAUGAAGCAAAAGCAGCUCUGCAAAACCUGGCUCGCGAUCAUGCCCGCACACCGAUGCAAUGGUCAUCGCAAGCAAAUGCUGGAUUCACUAGCAAGUCCGCAACUCCUUGGAUGAAAGCCAACACCAGCGCUCAAGAGGGCAUCAAUGUUACUGAUGAGACGAAUGACCAAUCCUCCGUUUUGAACUUUUGGCGCCAGAUGCUCAAGCUCAGGAAGACACAUGCAGAGGUCCUCAUUCACGGCACCUUCAAGUUGAUUGAUGAUGACAAUCCCAGCGUCUUCUCGUUCACCAAGACCUCACCUGAUGCUCAAUCUCAGGCUACUGUGGUCUGUAACUUCUCGGACAACGAGAACAAGCUGCCUCUGUUCGACGAAUUAAGCACGGCUGACAUGUUGCUUGACAACAUGUCCGAGGUCUGCACUGAGGACCAGUCGAUACUACAGCCAUGGGAAGGAAGAGUGUAUUUUUCCGACAAGCGUGAACACUUAUGA